Messenger RNA from Staurois parvus, 459 nucleotides. NCBI's taxonomy places the organism in Eukaryota, Metazoa, Chordata, Amphibia, Anura, Ranidae. The record is from the annotation of a GenBank genome assembly.
CUUCAGUCUUGCACAGGUGUACCGGGCUCCUCCCCUUCAGUCCUUGCACAGGUGUACCGGCUCCUCCCCUUCAGUCUUGCACAGGUGUACCGGCUUCCUCCCCUUCAGUCUUGCACAGGUGUACCGGCUCCUCCCCCUUCAGUCUUGCACAGGUGUACCUGCUCCUCCCCUUCAGUCUUGCACAGCUGUACCGGCUCCGUCCCAUUCAGUCUUGCACAGGUGUUACGGCUCCUCCCCUUCAGUCUUGCACAGGUGUACCGGCUCCUCGCCUUCAGUCUUGGCACCGGUGUAACGGCUCCUCCCCUUCAGUCUUGCACAGGUUGUACUGGCUCCUCCCCUUCAGUCUUGCACAGGUGUACCGGCUCCUCCCCUUCAGUCCUGCACAGGUGUACCAGCUCCUCCCCUUCAGUCUUGCACAGGUUUACCAGCUCCUCCCCUUCAGUCUUGCACAGGUUUACC